AUGUCUGAGGUAUCUGAGCGAGUUGCUGAGGCGCUCCGCCACGACUUCCCCAAGUGGGUGGCCGAGAAAGAAGCGCGGGAAGCCGCGGCGGCCCAGAAAAAGGAAAAGGACACCGAGUUUUGGUUUGUCUCAAACUGGGCAUUCCACCUAGACGGAGUCCAGGAGUUCACUCGCAGACUCCGACAUGACUUCCAACGUGUGCAAGUCUCAUAUGACUUGCACACCUCUUGGGUCAGGGUCAGGUGCCUGAUCGCCGACGAAGCAGCGGUUAUGGCUGCUUGCCAGCUAAUAUUGGACGAUAUAGUCCAAAGAGAGCUUGCGGCCGAACUGUCUUCCGGAAAUAAGGUUUUUCCUUAUCGCACACCGGACAUCGGUGAGCUUGGGUUAGCCACUGCACCUCCUGAAAUCCAAUCCGCUGCCUCUAUAGAGGUAUGGGAGAUCCCUGAGGGGCUUCUUGGAAGAGGCCCAAACCCUUUGAGACUAGUAACGGCCGAGGUAUUGGCCAAGUUACAACAUAUCACGGGUUGUGCCCUGGCGUUGGGGGGGGAUGGGCUUGCCGUAUUUAUCGGCGGCAAAUCACCCCAAGAGAUGGGUGUAGUGGUACGCAAGCUACAGACUCUUGCAAACUAUGCUGGAUUGCCAUAUCCGGCUGAUUUAACCUGUUGCAAGAGUUUCAUUUACGCCGAGGACAAGCAACAGAGUCCUGGCACAUUUGUUUAUAUGGGACAUGAAAGGAAACCUACCCUGUCGACUUUCUUCCUUGAUAGAUCCGUGUACAGAUUGGGCAAAGACGGUUCCGUAUACGGAAAAAUGUUUGGGCAGGGUGUAGUUGUGGCUCUAGCAGGUAACGACUCCCAACCAACCAAAGGCCCAGCAAAAAUUGCACCAUCUAUAUCGCCCGAGUACAGAAAUGAACCAUAUAGGGCAUUCUCGCCUUCCAUGUGGAGUUACAAACCGAAGUCUAGAGCUUAUGGGUCGGAUAAGGUCUUAUUCAACCCUAAGAAUAAUCCACAGGUUGUCUCUUGGGUUACCCAGCUGCCUAACCCAGAGUACAACCAAGGCCUUUCUCAACAGCCUUCUUACAAGCACCAGAGUACACAUUUGGAUGAUAAGAAUGUUGGUUUACCAAGCCUGAUGCCACCUGAUCCUCAGGCAGAAACAAUUGUAGAACGAUCUGCCGGUACCUCCAAGGAUCCGGAGAUACUUCCGGCGGAACAGGACCUUAUCCUGUUCGACGAGCAACAAACGGAAGAGCUAUCAGCAAGUAUCAACAAAGAAAGUGAGAAAACAAGCAUCACUCAGCCAGGAACACAAGCUCCUCAACAUCCACCAGCGUCUGAAAUCGAACCUGAUGACCCAUUCAUUAAGUUAUGGAAGGGUGCUCGAAUAGGGGAACUCCGUGUAGAACCUAGCAUCCCGCCCCCGCCUCGGCACUCUACCAUGAGGCAGCAGGCAGGUCGCCGAUAUGAUGGUUUACAAGUCCGAGGGUCAGAUCCCGAUCCCGAAUUGGCUCGAGCCAUUGUCAAGAGGCUUGUCCGAAUGAUGGGGUCACUGGAGAUUUUCACUGGUAAGGUGUCUUUGAAAGCUGAACUUGGACGUUUUUGUCUCACAAAGAUCAAUCACGACCACGUAUAUUUGAAGGGUAGCGCUUGUCAAGAUAAGGUCAAGUCACUACAGGACAUAAAAGAUGUCUUGGAUAGACAUCACGUCCGACCACAGGAUCUCAUAUUCACAAAGAUUCUUACAGGACAAGGCGAAGAUGCAAAUUAUAUCGCAUUUGCGGAAGGUAGUGAUAAGCAAAGACUAUGGGUGCCCACUGAUCGCAAAACUAUCUAUGAGAUCUACUGCUGCGCUAAGAUAGCAGGCGAAAAGUUUCAAAAGUUCAUAUUGGAGGUUGACGCCAAAGAUUUCACCUAUAGAAUCUAUGAACUGGACGGUGAUUCUUGCGCUGUCUUUGUGCAUUGCCCCAAGAGGGUAUGGGACUUCCAAGUCACCCUCACUAAGUCACAAGACUUGAGCCUAACUUACGGUAACUUUGCAAAGGACCUUAUUGACAGCAUGCGUGUCAUAAACCAAGACUCUGGCAUACCGCUAUUGGAAUUCAUUGUUAAGGGAGUAUACCAGGCUGAGAUAAUGCUUGUCCGAACCCGCAACAUUGCGUCUUACGCCAGGAAAGGAGGAAAUAUUCGACCCCUUUCCAACACCUCUGGUUCAAAGUCAUCAACUACAAGCAUACUAGAGAUCUGCGAGGUGCAUGACAUGGCAUCGAGGAUCAUUGGUAGAGCAAAUAACAAUGUGACCAUUAUGUUUGAGCAGUACCGUGGAAAUCCGCAACGUGGUCAGCUACCAACCUGGUAUGAGGCUUCAUUGCAAUCUAAGGAAAUCAACAAGGCACUGAAACAGAAUCGAGACCUCGAAAUAGGCGAGGAAGUUUCUUGGACACCUCAGCAGCUCCGGCAGGAGGGGGCAUUUGAUGAAAUCAUCAAAUCUGCAACAGAGAUGGUAAAGAAGAUUGAUGGAGUAGGUUACUGGGGAAAUAACUUCCAAGACGCAACAAUUCAUAAGAUUCCCCCUUGGGGAAAGGAGACAUCUUCGCAACAUCCAACUUUUAACCCUUUCAUCCGAUAAUGGAACACUCAGCUAGGGUGUAUGAAUGGUUGACCUUAUU
Daldinia vernicosa is the source of this 2668-nucleotide messenger RNA. RefSeq lists its product as uncharacterized. Lineage: Eukaryota; Fungi; Ascomycota; Sordariomycetes; Xylariales; Hypoxylaceae. Bases 1 to 2628 code for a protein of 875 amino acids. The transcript is spliced from 5 exons. The record is from RefSeq and is a predicted model, not a curated record.